AUGGAGAUUCAAGAUAUACUGCCGACGUAUGACAUCAAGCAGUUUGUUUUUGCUGAUGCAAAGAGCGCGUCACGAUUGGUGGCACACAUCUUAAACCAAGUGUCGAGACCCACAGCCUUGACCGAUGCUAUGCUCUUGGUUGAUGCCUACAGUGAUCUACUACUGCGCGAUCGCGCAGCUGUUCAAAUUUUUUGUCGGAAUAUGAUACAGUACCUGCAGCAAUCUGUCAAGUUGAGGCCGAUUACGGACUUUUUCUUUUCCGUGUCAGUCCUGCGUGAUUCCGAGAAACGCGAAAUGAAGCUGAAGCAAUUGAUGAAACCAAAGAUGAUGUUUGGCGAGGGCCAUGAUGAUGCUGAAACUACACGUAGCAUCUCAAAUAUCUCCAAUACUCACUUGUCAAGAAACCGAAAAGGUAAAAAGUGUGCUGGAGUAUUAAGUGAACAUCGUUUACCAGUUAAUGCAAAAAGACAGCGGGCACAUGAGAAUGGCUGCUCUCAGCCGUUAGAUUAUGCAUGUCACAGAUUGCAGCAAGAUGAUGGAGAGACUCGACUCGUUUUUUGA
This is a messenger RNA of Peronospora farinosa, 561 nucleotides long. The record is from the annotation of a GenBank genome assembly. NCBI's taxonomy places the organism in Eukaryota, Oomycota, Peronosporomycetes, Peronosporales, Peronosporaceae.